AUGGCUGGACCACCGCCGCCGCCGCCACCUUUUUCCUUUGGGAAUGGGACAUUCGAAGUUUGCAUGGCUUUACCACCCAAGAUCAAUUCCGUCGGCAUCUGGGAAAAUCAGACUUCUCCUUCAGUGAUUCUCACAUAUUCAUUACCGCUUCUAGAGUUACAGAUGCUCUUGAUAUUCACGGUCACUCAUCUCGUGUAUGGCAUCCUCAAGCCUCUUGGAAUCACCCUCUUUGCCUCACAGAUGUUUGCUGGCAUGAUCAUGGGGCCUGCAGUGCUGGGGAAAAUAGAAAGUUUUCGAGACAUAUUUAUUCGAAAUGAAUUAGUAUUACAAGUCAUUGAUACUACAGCAGGGUUUGGUUUCUGUAUAUUUUCGUUUCUGAUGGGAGUGAAAAUGGACGCGAGGUUGGCAUUAAAGACAACAAGGAGAGCCGUAGUGAUUGGCAUUGUAUCCCUUUUAUGUCCUCUUUUGGUUAGUAUAAUUGUUCAAGAGAUCUACAAAACGCCUAAUCAAAGUGAAAGAAUAACAAUAGAAUAUUUGGUGGGGGUAGUCACUCAAUCCGUGACACAUUUUUCUGUCGUCGCAUGGCUUCUCGGCGAGCUCAAUAUCCUAAAUUCAGAGUUGGGACGACUGGCCCUAUCAGCGGCGGCCGUAAGUGACUUGAGCAACAUAUUUCUAUAUAAAUGCUUUACUUUGGCAGGAUAUUGGAAAAUGUCACCAUCAUUGGCUGUGGGGUGGGCAGGAGCAACGAUUUUUUACUUAUUUCUUCUUUUUUGUGUGUUUCGUCCAUGGAUGUUUUGGGUAAUUAGAACAACACCAGAAGGUAGGCCAGUUAAGGGAGUGUACGUUGUGAUCAUCAUGAUGUUAGCUUUUGCAUAUGGCGUGUUUACCCAUUGGCUUGAUCGUAGUCCUUUACUCGGGGCUUUUCUCGUUGGUUUAGCUGUCCCCGACGGACCGCCACUAGGAUCUACCAUGGUAGAAAAGUUCGAUGGUUUAGCCAACGGUGUCUUUUUAGUAAUCUACGUAACUACAUCUACAAUGAGAGUUAAUCCAACGAAGAUGUUGGCUGAUCUGUCUAGAGUCAGAUUUACUUGCAUUUUGGUUAUUGCCACAUUUCUUGCCAAAUUCAUAUCAUGUUUGAUAGCGUCAUGUUGGAGUAGGAUUCCGAUAAGGGACUCCUUGGCAUUUUCUCUCAUUAUGAGCAGCAAAGGCAUCGUGGAACUCUCAUAUUUCUCCAGUUACAAAGAUAGUGAGGUUUUAUCGGAUGAAACUUUUAGUAUGUUGACCCUUGUUGUUCUAGUAAAUGCGACUAUAAUCCCAAUCCUGGUGAAGUACCUUUACGACCCGGUUUCAAGAAAAUACGCAAGCUAUCAACAAAGAAACAUAAUGCACUUAAAACCUAACUCUGAGCUACGGAUUCUUGCAUGUGUUCAUCGACCUGAACAUGUCUCGGCCCUGGUCGAUGUGCUAAAUAUUACAUACCCUACGAAAGAGAGUCCUAACGUUGUUUACGCCCUUCACCUGAUCGAACUAGUCGGUCGUGACUCUCCGGUCUUCAUAGCUCACCAAAAGCAUAAAAAUCUAGUUGUCAAUUCCUACCACCACAUUGUUGCUUUCAAUCAAUAUGAGAAAAACAAUUGGGAAACAGUCACAGUGAACGCAUUCACAGCAAUCUCUCCGAGUAAACUGAUGCAUGAAGACGUCUGCACUCUAGCCCUGGACAAAGAAGUAUCCUUCAUACUUCUUCCAUUUCAUAGAAAAUGGUCUGUUGACGGAUCUAUUGAAGAUGACAACAAUGUGAUAAGGAACAUGAACUGCAACGUCCUAGACCGAGCCCCUUGCUCGACGGGGAUCCUCGUGGACAGGAGGAGGAAACUAUUUAUGUCAUCGACCUCAACUUACUCCGUCGGAAUGAUCUUCUUAGGUGGUAAAGAUGAUAGAGAAGCUUUAACAUUAGCCAAACGAAUUGCCCGUGACCCUAAAGUUAAGUUAACUGUGAUCCAUCUCAUUGCUGAUGAAGACAGCGGGAAUUUCAUUGACUGGGACGGGAUGCUGGAUGCUGAGGUAUUGAAAGAUAUUAAGCAAAAUGACAAUAGUCAUGGUUGCGACGUAAAGUAUAUAGUUCUAGUUUCGAAACAUGGGCAACAAGCAUCGAGGAUCGUUCAAUCAAUUGUGGGUGACUAUGACUUGAUUAUUGUAGGUAGACGUUACGGGGCGGAUUCCGUCCAAACAAUGGGUCUGUCAGACUGGAGUGAAUUUCCUGAGCUAGGGGUCAUCGGAGACCUUCUUGUAUCCCCAGAUUUAAAUUGUAGGAUAUCCGUACUAGUUGUGCAACAACAGGAUUUUAUAGACAGUUAA
Molecule: messenger RNA, 2355 nt
Organism: Hibiscus syriacus
Lineage: Eukaryota; Viridiplantae; Streptophyta; Magnoliopsida; Malvales; Malvaceae
Product: cation/H(+) antiporter 11-like
Exons: 3
Coding region: 1-2355 (784 amino acids)
Biological process (GO): proton transmembrane transport; regulation of pH
Cellular component (GO): membrane; endomembrane system
Molecular function (GO): antiporter activity
Source: RefSeq, a predicted model, not a curated record